Heterostelium album PN500 is the source of this 972-nucleotide messenger RNA. It is a transcript of the gene eIF2s1, whose product is annotated as eukaryotic translation initiation factor 2 subunit 1. Gene Ontology annotation, molecular function: RNA binding; ribosome binding; translation initiation factor activity. Gene Ontology annotation, cellular component: multi-eIF complex; eukaryotic translation initiation factor 2 complex; eukaryotic 48S preinitiation complex. NCBI's taxonomy places the organism in Eukaryota, Evosea, Eumycetozoa, Acytosteliales, Acytosteliaceae. The record is from RefSeq and is a predicted model, not a curated record. The transcript is spliced from 4 exons. The coding region runs from base 1 to 972 and encodes 323 amino acids.
AUGUCGGAUUUCAAUUGUCGUAUGUACGAAAAGAAGUACCCAGAGGAGAAUGAAUUGGUCAUGGUCACCGUCACCUCUGUCGGUGAGAUGGGUGUCUACGUCUCACUUUUGGAAUAUAACAACAUCGAGGGUAUGAUCUUGCUCUCUGAAAUCUCACGUCGUCGUAUCAGAUCUUUGACUAAAUUGGUUAGAGUUGGAAGACAAGAGGUUGUCGUAGUAGUCAGAGUCGACAAAGAAAAAGGAUAUAUCGAUUUGUCAAAGAGAAGAGUUACACCAGAGGAAAUUACCAAGUGUGAAGAGCGUUACAAUAAAUCAAAGGCUGUCCACAGCAUUAUUAGACAUCUUGCAACUAGAUUGACUAUGGAUGAGAAGGUCAUCAAACCAAAGCAAUUAUAUAAACAAUUUGGAUGGGCUUUAUACACUAAAUAUCAACACGCUUACGAUGCAUUCAGACUUUCAAUCAGUGAACCAGCUGUUUUUGAAGGAUUCGAUAUUUCACCGGACCAACUCAAGGUUUUGAUGGAGAUCAUUUCACAUAAGCUCAAACCACAACCAAUGAAGAUUCGUGCUGAUCUUGAAAUGACUUGUUUCGACUAUGAAGGUAUCGAUGCUAUUAAGGCUGCAGUUUUAGCUUCACAGAAUCACGCUAUUCAAUUUGCUCAAAAGAACGCAGAGGGACAGAUCGACGACAAAUCUUUUGGUGUUGUCACCGUCACUUUGAUCGCCCCACCAUUAUACGUUAUGGUUGGUACUUUCGACGACAAAGAAAAAGGUUUGGCCAUGUUGAGCAAAUGUGUAGAGAUCCUCGGUGAAGAACUCGAAAAGAGAAAGGGUAGAUUGACUGUUAAGAUUCCAGCACGUGCUGUUGGUGCUUCUGAUGAUCAAGAGUUGGACGAUCUCAUGGAACAAUUGGAGCGUGAGAAUGAACUUGUUGAUGGUGAUAACUCUGAUGAGGAUGAAGAUGAAAACUAA